Molecule: messenger RNA, 5984 nt
Organism: Paramormyrops kingsleyae
Lineage: Eukaryota; Metazoa; Chordata; Actinopteri; Osteoglossiformes; Mormyridae
Product: supervillin-like
Biological process (GO): actin polymerization or depolymerization; barbed-end actin filament capping; actin filament severing
Cellular component (GO): cytoplasm; actin cytoskeleton
Molecular function (GO): phosphatidylinositol-4,5-bisphosphate binding; actin filament binding
Source: RefSeq, a predicted model, not a curated record
ACAGCCCACAUGCAGGAUGGCUGUGCCCCCCCCCCACUCACUGCCCCUGGAGGCUAUGAUCCUGACCACAUAGCAGUCGCUUCCCAACUGUGGGAUGGUAUCUGUGCUGUGAUCGAGGUGACCCAGGACUACAGAGCUCCACUGGACCUAGACUGAGACCUCGUGACCUAGCAGGAUUUUGUUAGAUGCCCGGCCACUGAGGGGCGCCAUUGAGAGCACGAGGGAGAAGCAGGGGGGCAGUACCGGCGUGAUGGAAGCCGCGGUUCUGGAGUCCAAGGCCGUGCGGAUCGCCCGCUACAAGGCGGAGCGGCGGAGGCAGCUGGCGGAACAGUACGGCAUCAUCGAGGAGCUGCCACCCAAGCAUGUGAGGAGGGAAGCCGGCGAGGUCCCGGAGACGACCGGCACUGGAACUGACAGCCCAGGCAGGCUCGAUGGGGGCAGAGCUGCCCUGGAUGAUUCAGAACCCCUGGUGGAGGAAGCGUACACCCCAAAUAUUUCCAAUGGAAACCAUACCAUUGGGGGAGUGGCUAGCAGGGAGGUGUCUGAUGGCUCCGGCGGCCCGCAUGACAGUGGAAACCGCUCGCCGGAACCUCUGGCCGGUCACGUGCCGCAGCUGCAGACGCGGGUGUCCGUGGGCCACCUGAGGAGCACGCUGAUGCAGCAGACCCGCGGCAGGAUCCCGGGCCACAGCAUGAGCGCGGAUGGUGGUUGUGUCUCCUCCUCCCUUGACCUGGCCGCGAAGCCCGGGUCCGAGGGGAGGCGCCGCCCUCGGCGAUACCUCCCAGAGGGUGACGGCGUGGGCCGCAAGACCAGCGAACGCUUCCGGACCCAGCCGGUCACGGCCGGCGAGAUGCAGGACAGCCGCGGCUCUUUGGAGAUCGACAAGCUGGAAAAUGUGGGAGCCGAUGUGAAAUCUGAUGACAAAGCCGAGAUGAGUGUCGCUGCCAAGAUGUCUCUGUUUAAAGAGCUGGAGAAGACGGCUGACGCUGAGAGCGGCUUCAUUCCGCGGCCUCAGGAGCGCCGGGCUCGCCGUGCGGCCGGACAGAGGGCGCUGACGCAGCUGGUCACCGGCGCGGAUGUGGCAGAGGCCGCCAGUCUCUCCAAGGCAGCAGCCCUGGAAGAAGUCGCAAGCAAGGGGGCCGGUCAGGAAGAGCAGCUGCCCGAAGAAGAGGACGAAAGCUCCAAGCUCUCCAUGAGCGAGAAGCUGGCCCUUUUCACCAAGCUGGCCCAGCCGGCAGACAAGGCCAGCCCCGCACCUGGCGUGCCGGAGAGACGGCGCCAGAAGGGGGCGCGCUAUCGCACGCAACCCAUCACCCUUGACGAGGUGGACCUGCUUCAGAAAAGUCCCUUUAGGUUGCCUCCCCUGCACCUUUCCAGCCAGCUCUCUGAUAGGCAGCAGGCCCUGUCCAUCAACCUGAAGCCCAGUGAGAUUCGUGAACAUUUGCCCUUGCCCAGUGAGCAACCUGAAGAGCCCUGUCCACCAUUGGAGGAAUCCAUAAAUCAGCAGAAAUCAGAGUCACUGGAAAUAAAGGGAAUCUUGAAAAAAAUUGGGGAGACUGCGUCCUCAGUCUGCUGCGUGGUUCUCCAAGAACAGUUGAAGGCAGAAGCUGAAAUCGACCAGCAGAGGGUGCCAGAGAUGUCGACGCAGGAUCGAGGAACAGAGGAACUGAAGGAAGAGAGAGCAGGGCAGGGUGCAGGAAAUGGGGCUGGAACUCACACUGCUCUAAGGGACAGUGGAAAAAGGUUGACAAAUACCACUGUACCAGCAUCUACCGCCCCCUGGAGGCAGAGGGGAGGAUCUGCGGUUUCCAGUUCAAGGGAACAUGUGAGAACCACCUUGUCCAGUCAGAGGGGAGUGAACAAUAAUAUUGAAGGCAGCCCAAGGGACUCCGACAGAGACAGGCUGACAGACCGUAAGGAAGGGGAACUGAGAGAGGGUGACGUCGAGAAACAGGCCCCACCGUCUCCGACUCAAUGCUGCCUGGAGGCUGACAAUGCCCGGGCGCCGAAGGCUGACAGUGAUAUUGCCAGUGAUUCCCCUGGCUCCGCCCUUUGCUGGGAACCUGUCCUCUCCUCCAUCUUCACAUCCGCUAACAGCACAUCGCAGUAUGUGAUCCGUUACAACGAGACCACCCAUUCCUACGAGGCGCAGGUGGUGACCUCUGCAGGUCCAAAAGACUCCCAAGCUCCCUCGGGGUCAAAGCUGCUGUUGACUGCACAGGUUGCUCUACCUGACGUGUCCAUGUUGGAGUUUGCACAUGGCCUGCAGGAGCAAGAGGAGCAUCGCAGGACCAAGGGUGAGGAGACCUCCAGGAGAUCCGUGUUGUUCACCGGGCAGACGGACCUGAGAGCCACUGGGCACCUGGAGACCUCUAUCAAGGUCACUGCAGAGACCGUGAAGGAAGUGAUGACUCUGGACAGUCAGGAGACCUUUGGCUGCUUCUACAGUGCUGUGACCACCUCCUCCAUGAGCUCCAGUGUCUCUGUCAGCAACGAGCAAGACUUUGGUGCCAUCUUUCAGUCUGACACGCCAAAACUCAGAUCUGCAGUGGCGGAGCACAAGCGUUCCGUGCGUCCAAAUCGGAAGACCCAGGCGUCCCGGAACCCCCUGCGGGCUCUGGCAGCGCGGGACGACGUCCGGCAGGAGUACACGGAGCAGCGGAUCACCGCGGUUACCCUGGACACGGAGAGGGUGCAAGUGAACAACACAUCACGGUCAUCACUAGCAAUCCUAUCUGGUGAGGAAAACUUCUGCAACAUCAGUCUACAAAGAGCCAACUCUACUGAGGCAGAGACCGGCAACGGCACCCUCCCAUUCAGUGAACUAAUGCUUAUCCACAUAAAAGGGCGACAGCACGUCCAGGUGCGGCUAGUAGAGCCGGCAGCUCGAACCCUGAACAGCGGCGAUUGCUUUCUGCUUGUGACACCUACACAGUGCUACCUAUGGAUCGGCAAGUCUGCCAAUGUCGCCGAGAAAGGCAAGGCCUCGGAAAUGGCAUCCCAUGUGCUGUCGAGGCGGGACUUGGGCUGCCGGGCUCCCCAGGUGACUGUCCUGGAGGAGGGGGGCGACUCGGACGGCAGCCUGGCCACAGAGUUUUGGAGCCUGCUGGGGGGCCGGGUGGAGUACAGAGGCGCAGGCCAACCAGACGAGGACGAGGCCUACGAAAGCGGGGUGGUGGAGUCCAACUGUGCGUACCGUCUGGUGACGGACCGGCUGGUCCCUGUGGAGGAGGCCUGGGCCUCCAUGCCCAGCGUGUCCCUGCUCAGCUCCGCAGCGGUGCUCGUGUUUGACUUUGGCACCGAGUUGUACGUGUGGCAUGGCAGCGAUGCCCUCCAGAGUGACCGGAAGCUGGCACUGCAGCUGGGCAGGCAGGUGUGGGGGGGGGGCUAUGACUACAGCAACUGCAGAGUCAACCCACUGGACCCCCUAAACUGCAGCCCGAGGAUCCAACGGCAGGGUGUGGGGCGUCCCCGCUGGGCUCUGUUUGGGCUCCUGAUAGAGCACCACGAGACAGUUCUCUUCAGGGAGAAAUUCCUGGACUGGGCAGAGCAGAAUGACAGCGUGGAGGAGGACCCGGGGGAGGAGACCGGCCAGACUGAUGAGCUGCAGCCUUGUGACGUAAAGGCCCUGCUGGUGGGCGGAGCCGGGAGUGGGCAGCAGGCCAGGGGGUGUGGCCUGCCGGUGGAGGCGGACCCUGUAGACGUCUGGCACGUCGGGGAGUCGGGCGAGCGGCUGCUGCUGCCCGAGGGUGUGGCUCAGCUCCACGAGGGGGACGCCUACGUGGUCAGCCGGAGGUGCUCCGUCACCAGGGAAGGGGGCCCAAGCUGUGGGGCUUUUGGGACGGAGCACGGCGCCUGCUUCCUGUGGCGGGGCCGUCACGCGACGAAAGACUUGGAGACAGACAACCACAAGGGGGCGCCGGUGCUUGUUCCCCAGGGAAGGGAGCCUCCAUCCUUCCUGCAGCUCUUCCAGGGAGGCCUGGUCGUCCACAGAGGGAGCCGCAAGGACAGUGCCGACAAGAGAGGUGGUUGGCGUUUGUUCUGUGCACGUGGCAACAUCGAACCCGAGGCCUCCCUGGCGGAGGUAGAGUGUUGCUGUGCUAGCCUGCGGUCCCGUGGUUCUCUUGUUCUGCUCUGUGCCCACCAGGGGGCGGUGUACUUGUGGCACGGCUGCAAGUCCCACAGCAUCACCCGAGAUGUAGCCAGGAGGGCUGUAGAGCGCCUCACGCAGGUUUGCCCCCCCGAGCUAGGUCUGAGCAGCAACAGCAGGGUGCGGGUGCAGGAAGUAGAAGAGGGGGCGGAGCCAGCUGAGUUUUGGCGCGCCCUUGGGCAGCAGGACAGGAAGGCCUACGACUGCAUGCUCCGAGAUCCCGGCAAGUACAACUUCAUACCGCGCCUGUUUCAUCUGAGUGCGUCCUCAGGCGUCUUCAAGGGGGUGGAGCUAGUAAGCCCCGCCCACGUGGGAGGGACAGCCGUGGCCACGCCCUUCCUGCAGGAGGUCCUGUACUCAGUGCCACAGCCAUCCCUCUUCCUCCUGGACAACAGCAUGGAGGUGUACCUGUGGCAAAGUGGGGGGGCGAGUGAAGCGGGUCGUGCCGGCUCGGUGCCCGUCCGCUGGGACGAGGAGCGCAAGUGCGCCAUGAAGACGGUGCUUCAGUACUGCAAAGAGCGCAACCCGCAGCGCCCCCCGGAGGCGUACCUGAUUCAGGAGGGUUCAGAACCCCUCACCUUCACCAACAUCUUUCCCCAAUGGGAAAGGAAUCCGGAGCUGCAGGGGGAGGUGCUGUGUGGAAAGGUGACGCUGGUGCGGGACGCUUUAGCCAGGCUGAGCAAGUCCCAGUUCCUGGGGGAAGAGCCACCUGACAGGCCACAAGCCAAUGGAGGGGAUCCCCACCCAGUCCAAGACUUCCAGGCAGGAUCCUGCAACCACUCUAUACAAUAUCUAUAGCCAUCCUUCAGAUCAGAGACGGUGUUGGAGGCGAGGCGCGAUGCAGUCGACUCUCUCCAGAGCUGGAAACAAACCCAGCAGAAGAAAAGCGAAGGUCUCUUUUGAAAAAGAGCCAAAAUAUACUGUCGUGGCAUAUGUCCGUUUAAAGAAAUAUUUAGCAUAGAAGACCACUCACUUUUGUAUUUUUUAUUCUUUGGGGAAGAGGCACAUUUUCUAGUUAACGAAGAAGGUUCAGAUGUACAGUGUAUAACUGAGCCUUUGUUAUAAAGAGUCUCUUGUUAUUUUUUUGGCUUCUUUCACCACCCUUUCAUCAAGCUGAUUAUUUCUGGCAGUUGCUGGUGAUCAGUGACUGUUUCCAAGCGCGGCCACUUGCACGGCCCGUGAGCUUAGAAUCAAGGUCCCCCACUAGCUUAAAGCAGUGUUUCCUAAUCCAGUCCUUUUCACAUUUUUGCUCCCUUCCAUCUUGCAGCACACCUGUACCAGGUAUUCAGUGUCCUUGAUUGGCUGGGAGCUGGGAGGGAGCAAAAAUGUGAACUGUCAGUGGGUCCCCAAGGACUGCGUAAAGAACCAGCUUCUUUUCUACCUUGUUUUCUGAACUUCUGGUCUCGGGAGGAAGCAGGUCAGACGAACGGCUGCUCCACACACAUGGCCGUGGCAGAAGAUCCUGAAGUGACACGUCUUUAACAGAUCCGCCACCAGCUUGUUCUCAUCCCAACGGUCCUUUUAUCUCUUUAAACUCCAACGAACCUUAUUCGAUACUACAUUAAAAAUCUGUAGCUUUUCAAAGAAAUAAUGUGUAAAUUUUCAAGGUUCAGACUUGUGUAUGCAUUUCUGUGUAGCUCUAAUAGUUCAGAUUAACUGUAUGGUUAAUUUAUAUUUUACAAACAUAAUAUAUUUAUAAAAUUUGUCAGUUUUCAAAAUAAUCUCAUCAUUAAUGUAACCAAAUAGAAUGAAGUUGAUACAUGUGAAUUAAUAAAUGAAAUUUAUUUCCAUACAAAAUAUAUAGAACUAAAAAAUACAUAUUGUCAAAGCUCUA